AAAAAAAAUGAUAAAUAAUUUAAUAGCAGUAGGGUUAAUUGUUGUAAGUGGAUUAUUAGCUUUCAACUGGAAGAGAAAACAUCCAUAUCAACAAUCAAUUGAAGUUGGUGAAUCUUAUCCCGAUGGUGGUAAAGCAAGAAGAGCAGCUACAAAUCCUCAUUUAGUUACUCAUAUGGAGGAUGAAGAAAUUUAUACACUUUAUGAUUCAUUAAUUAAAUCUGUAAAGAAAUAUGGUGAUAGAAAUUGUUUUGCAGAAAGAAAGAAAUUAUCAAAUGGUCAAUUUGGUGAUUUUGAAUGGGUCACAUAUAAUCAGUUCUUUGAAAAAUGUCAAUAUUUAGAACAAGGUUUAUGCGAAAUAGGAGUCAAGGCAAAAAGUAAAAUUGGUAUUUUUAGUAAAAAUAGACUAGAAUGGUUAGUUGUUCAUGCAGCAAGUUUUCUUCAAUCAAAUAUUAUUGUUUCAUUUUAUGAAACAUUAGGUGUUGAAAGUUUAGCAUUUGUUUCAGAACAUGCCGAAAUUGGUAUUGCUUUUUGUUCAGUCGAAACUCUAAAGAAAACUUUUGAUAUUGCAAAAAGUGUUAAAGUUUUAAAAACUGUUGUAUGUUUUGACCCAGUCGAUGAUGAACAUAAAGAAAUAGCAAAAUCAAAUAAUAUUACAUUAUAUACAUUUGAUGAAAUUCUUGAAAAGGGUAAAAAUUCAAAUAAUAAACAUGAACAUGUACCACCAACCCAAGAUUCAUUAUCAACAAUCAUGUAUACAUCAGGAACAACUGGUGAUCCAAAAGGGGUUAUGAUCACUCAUAAAAAUUUAACUUCAGUAGUUUGCUCAGUAAAUAAUUUCGUAAAGAUUUAUGAUACCGAUACACAUUAUUCAUAUUUACCAUAUGCCCAUAUUUUAGAAAGAGUAAUCGUAUUGACAGCUUUUCACUAUGGUGGUGGUGUUGGUAUCUUCUCUGGUGAUGUUUCAAACAUUCUUACAGAGGUUAAAUCACUUCGUCCAACUCUUUUUAUUGGUGUACCAAGAGUUUUCGAAAGAAUCAAAGCAAAUGUACUCAGAGAAAUCGGAAAAAAAUCCAUUAUUGUUAAAACUCUUUUCAAAGGUGCUUAUAACUUAAAAUAUCUUUCAAUUCAACAUGGUUUUAAAUUACCACUCAUCGAAGCCGCACUCAACAAAACAAUUUUUUCAAAAAUCAAAAAUCAAUUAGGUGGCCGUGUUCGUGUAAUUUUAAGUGGUAGUGCUCCAUUAUCAUUAGAUACUGAGCUUUUCUUAAGAGUUGUUAUGUGUUGCUGUGUUUUACAAGGUUAUGGUGCUUCAGAAAGUACUGGUGCUACAGCCGUUAAACGUUUGGAUGAUGAAUCCUUUGGUACUGUUGGCCCACCAUUUGAGUGCUGUGAAAUUAGAUUGGUAGAUGUUGACGAGUUAAAUUAUUCAAGUAAAGGUAAAGUCCAAACUGGUGAAGUUUGUUUAAGAGGCCCAAGUAUUUCAAUUGGUUAUUAUAAAGAUAACGAAAAAACCAAAGCUGAUUUUAUUGAUGGUUGGUUCCAUACAGGUGAUAUUGGUAGAUGGAAUGAGGAUGGUUCAUUAUCAAUUAUUGAUCGUAAAAAGAAUAUUUUUAAACUUUCACAAGGUGAAUAUGUUGCAGUCGAAAAGAUUGAAUCAGUUAUUUGUAAGAGUGAGUAUGUUGCUCAAGUUUGUGUUUAUGGUGAUUCACAAAAAUCUUGUUUAAUUGCUAUCGUUCACCCACACCCAGAAUCAUGCGAAGAAUGGGCCAAGUCAAAUAAAUCAAGCACUGGGGCUAAACAAGUUUGUGAAAAUAAAGAAUUUACUAAAGCCAUUUUAGAUGAUAUCACCAAAACAUGUAAAAAGGCUGGUCUUUUUGGUUUCGAAAUUCCAAAAGCAAUUCAUCUCACCUCUGAAGCUUUUUCAACUGAUAAUAAUUUAUUAACCCCAUCGUUCAAAGUUAAAAGACCAGAGGUUAAAAAAUUCUUCCAAAAAGAAAUCAAUGAAAUCUAUUCAAAACUUGAUUAAAAUUAAUAAAUGAUUGUUUUAACGAAAAAUUAAAUUAUUUUUUUUAUUUACUAUAUAUAUUUUUUAAAGU
Molecule: messenger RNA, 2096 nt
Organism: Dictyostelium purpureum
Lineage: Eukaryota; Evosea; Eumycetozoa; Dictyosteliales; Dictyosteliaceae
Exons: 7
Coding region: 8-2026 (672 amino acids)
Biological process (GO): long-chain fatty acid metabolic process
Cellular component (GO): membrane; endoplasmic reticulum
Molecular function (GO): long-chain fatty acid-CoA ligase activity
Source: RefSeq, a predicted model, not a curated record